GUCGCCGUUUAUUUUAGAAUCUCUAUUGUUUGUGCGAGUGCUGUGUAGAUAAGGUAUUUAGUAUUUUCCAUGGUUCAUUGGGUACUUUCAAUCGAUUAAAUUGAUCUGAGCUUUUCACAGUUCUGUGCGGUUUUAGUGGGUAUAUUUUUGUGACGCUAGUUUUGAAAAAAGCUGUUACCAAAUCUGUACAAUACUUAGGUAUUUAUACUGCUCUUUCCCAUAUUAGUAAACCUUUAUUAGUAAUACGACUAAUAUCUAGUGACUUCAUCAUAAAACAAUCUUAUUCAUUUUUUAUAGGAAAUUAUCAAUAUCAUAUUGAGAGGUAAUUAGCAUAUCUAAACAUUCUCUACAUAGAGUAAUUUUAACUUCUCUUUUCAACUACUAUUCAAGACGUGUUUCUUACUGUGGAAGUUAUAAUUUACUUAUAAUUCGAAGUGCAUGAUUUCAUAAAAGGAUUACUCGGGCUCAUACGACUUCUCUUACAAAUAUGUCAUGUAAAAGAAAAUUUAAUAAAGGAUUUUGAUCGGCGUCAUGUUGCAAAGCUGACGAGAACUUGCUAAGUGUUGUAGUGUGAAAAUAGUGUAGAUUUAGGUGUACAAUGAAACUCAAAGUGGACGUGUAUGCGUUUUCCUCAAUGCUCCUGUUGUUACUACGAAUAUCUAGUGCUGGGAGGGUGCAGGCCGCUGUCAGUUUCUUAGCAAACUCAUCAUAUCAAGAGAUGGAGUUGAAAGGAGAAACCAGCCUGUCGUUACGCGACAUAUUGCCUGUCAAAGCGAAGUACUAUGAUAAGAAUCGAGCUCCAAAACUCCUGGGGGAGCCCACUAUUGUGUAUUUCCAUGUUACUGUGUUGUCCUUGGAUUCGAUUAACGAAGAAAGUAUGACAUACGUAGCAGACAUAUUUCUGGCACAAUCGUGGCGGGAUCCGCGUCUCCGUUUGCCAGAAAAUAUGCACGAAGAAUACCGUAUUCUGGAUGUGGCCUGGCUCAAUAACAUCUGGAGACCAGACUGCUUCUUCAAGAACGCGAAGAAAGUUACAUUUCAUGAAAUGAGCAUCCCCAAUCACUAUCUAUGGUUGUAUCAUGAUAAAACGCUUCUGUAUAUGGCAAAAUUAACCCUUGUACUGUCGUGUGCGAUGAAGUUUGAAUCUUACCCCCAUGAUACCCAGAGUUGUUCCAUGAUGAUCGAAAGUUUAUCGCACACAGUCCAUGACCUAGUGUUUAUUUGGAACCUAACUGACCCGUUGGUUGUCAACCCGGACAUCGAACUGCCGCAGUUGGAUAUAUCCAAUAACUAUACUUCGGAUUGCACCAUUGAGUAUUCCACAGGCAACUUCACCUGUCUAGCAGUGGUAUUCAACCUCCGCAGACGUCUGGGCUACCAUCUCUUCCACACCUAUAUACCGUCCGCUCUAAUCGUGGUUAUGUCCUGGAUAUCUUUCUGGAUCAAACCGGAGGCUAUUCCUGCCAGAGUCACUUUGGGUGUAACCUCUCUUUUGACUUUAGCGACACAAAACACACAGUCACAGCAGAGCCUACCGCCGGUAUCUUAUGUUAAAGCUAUAGAUGUAUGGAUGUCAUCUUGUUCGGUUUUUGUUUUCCUGUCCUUGUUCGAAUUUGCUGUGGUCAAUAAUUACAUGGGCCCCGUGGCCACUAAGGCCAUGAAAGGGUAUUCGGAUGAAGAUUUGUCGAGGGAUCUGGACGCUUUUAAGCACAUAUUCCCAAACUCGGUGGACCCUCGCGCAAGUACAUCUGCCUCGCUCCCGCAAUACGACACGUUCUGCAACGGGAGAGAGACGGCUGUAUACAUCGAUCGGUUCUCGCGAUUCUUCUUCCCGUUCUCCUUUUUCAUACUUAAUGUUGUGUAUUGGUCCACUUUUUUGUAAUUUUCGUCUGUUAUAUUAAACAUCGUAAAAUUAUUAACGUACUGACGCUUAAUGUUAAAUAAAAAUAGUUUUUAAAUUAAGUUUUGUUGCCUGUUGCACGAAAUAACAAGUUAAAAGUAUAUGUGUAUUAAUAACAUUAUUGCCUUCUCUUCAAUGAUCUCGCAUUUAAUUGCAUAUUGCUAUUUUAUUUGUUCAGGCGGUAAGAAUUCAAGGCAAUUCAAGGAAUCUUAAUAUAAUUUUGUUUUUACUAUUUCACAUAAGAAAAUUAAGCUACAUGUAACAUAAUUAGACUAAAUAAUAUUAAAUAAUAAUUAUCAUUGAAAAUUCUUAUUAUAGUAUUCAAAAAGUCCCAUUUUUUAUUUUUACAAGAACACUAAAUUAAGUUGUAGUUACUUAAUUCUUAAUUAUUGCUUAUUUAAUCUAUAUUACAUAUAAUAAAUCUGUAGAAGGGUCAAUUCUGUACAUUAAAAAUAUUGAAAAAAUAAAUACCAGGGGGUGUUACUGGAUCGAUACCAAGCCCAAAUAUGUGAUUAAAAAAAAUUUUGUUUGUCUGUCUGUCUGUAUGUGAAGGCAUCACGUGAAAACUAACCUUUCGAUAUCGAUGAAACUUUGUAUUCAUUUGUAUGAAAUUAUACCUUAUUAUCCUGGGCGUAAAAUAGGAUACUUUUUAUCCCGGAAAAAUACGUAGAAAAAAAAAUCUUAAUUUUUCUUAAUUUUUUAAUUCCG
Messenger RNA from Colias croceus (clouded yellow), 2608 nucleotides. Its product is annotated as glycine receptor subunit alpha-4-like. The record is from RefSeq and is a predicted model, not a curated record. Gene Ontology annotation, cellular component: membrane; synapse; neuron projection. Gene Ontology annotation, molecular function: neurotransmitter receptor activity; extracellular ligand-gated monoatomic ion channel activity; transmembrane signaling receptor activity. Lineage: Eukaryota; Metazoa; Arthropoda; Insecta; Lepidoptera; Pieridae. The coding region runs from base 599 to 1882 and encodes 427 amino acids. Gene Ontology annotation, biological process: chloride transmembrane transport; nervous system process; chemical synaptic transmission. The transcript has 8 exons.